AUAGUUUCUUACUUCAUGUAUGUAAUAAAAAAAAUACACAGGCUUUGGUUGAGUCUCAGCUAGAUUCUCUUUAUUAGAGUAAUGGAUCAGUGCUAGAUUUUAGAUGACAUAGUGCCAUUUUAGCUUUUUACUUUGGUUUCUUCACAUGUUCCAAUUGAGAGUGCUGUCCAAAUUAUGCUGUCCAAAUUAUUUGCACACCAAUCCUAUCUUAGUUUCUACUUCUUGAAAUCCACUAUAAGGCAUUUAGUUACUCUUUGGGGUAUAAUGAUAAUUAUAAAUUUUAUUCUUAUGGGUAGAUGCUAAAUUAUAAUGUAACUACUAUAGAAAUUGAAAAUGCAUUCAUAGUCUACUAAUCAUAAUUAAUAUUUCUCUCUUGGUUAAUUCAUAGAGCACAACAAAUAGAAUGGACACAGAAAAUCAAUCUGUAGUAUAUGAAUUUAUACUUCUGGGACUUGGAAACUCAUCAAAUAUGCAGUAUCUAUUAUUCAUUAUAUUUUUACUGCUUUACCUAAUCACUGUCUGUGGAAAUAUUGCCAUCAUGAUCUUAGUCAUCACUGACCCUCAUCUUCAUUCCCCCAUGUAUUUCUUUUUGGCCAAUCUGUCUUUUGUUGAUAUGUGGCUAUCUUCAAAUGCCACUCCUAAAAUGAUACAGGAUAUGCUUAAGAAGAAUAAGACCAUUUCUUUUGGAGGCUGCAUGUCCCAAAUCUUCUUUGCCCAUUUCAUUGGAGCACUUGAAAUGGUGAUACUUGUGAUAAUGGCCUAUGACCGCUAUGUGGCCAUUUGUAAACCACUUCACUACUCAGCCAUAAUGAGCUUGCAAAAGUGCAUUGGGUUGGUGUUGACUGCCUGGAUUGUGGGCUUUGUGCAUGCCAUUAGUCAAAGUAUUGUGGUUGUUCAGCUGCCUUUCUGUGGGCCAAAAAUAAUAGACAGUUUCUUUUGUGAUAGACCCCUGGUCAUCAACCUUGCCUGCAUGGAUUCCUAUAAGAUAAAAAUUUUAAUGAACAUUGACUGUGGUGUUGUGGCUGUAACAUGUUUUAUUCUGUUGUUGAUCUCCUAUACAUAUAUUCUCACCACUGUCCACCACAGCUCUAAAACUGGAGCAUCUAAGGCCCUUUCUACCUGCACUGCCCACAUCAUAGUGGUGGUUCUCUUUUUUGGGCCUUGCCUCUUCAUCUAUGUGUGGCCACUCAACAUCACCUGGAUGGACAAAUUUCUUGCUGUGUUUUACUCUAUAAUUACACCUCUCCUAAAUCCAGCCAUUUAUACGCUGAGAAAUAAAGAAAUGAGAAAAUCUAUUAAGAGAUUCAUAAUCCAGUAUGUGAAUUCUAAGUCAAAGACUUAA
Molecule: messenger RNA, 1342 nt
Organism: Perognathus longimembris pacificus (Pacific pocket mouse)
Lineage: Eukaryota; Metazoa; Chordata; Mammalia; Rodentia; Heteromyidae
Product: olfactory receptor 4K14-like
Exons: 1
Coding region: 404-1342 (312 amino acids)
Biological process (GO): G protein-coupled receptor signaling pathway
Cellular component (GO): membrane
Molecular function (GO): G protein-coupled receptor activity; olfactory receptor activity
Source: RefSeq, a predicted model, not a curated record